This is a messenger RNA of Candidula unifasciata, 1464 nucleotides long. NCBI's taxonomy places the organism in Eukaryota, Metazoa, Mollusca, Gastropoda, Stylommatophora, Geomitridae. The record is from the annotation of a GenBank genome assembly.
AUGGUUCUUCAUAAGCUCUCCACAAAAUGCUCCAAGUCACGCAUUCUAGUCUUGCUAGUCAUCAGUGUUAUUAUUUUAUUUUUAACAUACGACGCCCGAGACAAGUCGGCACUGACAGUUGUCUCUACGGACGUCAUAGAACCACGCCCUGGUCAUUCGGCAUUGCUGCACGCUUCAAAAGAAGCAACACCUUCAGAUGUACACAUAUAUGCAGACAAACAGGCUCCACAAAAACCUGCAGUCAUACAGGUUCCAGAAAAACCAGUAGACAAACAGGCUCCACAGAAACCUACAGUCAGUCAGACUCCAGAAAGAUUUGCAAUGUUCGACAGGCAGAUGGUGGUUAGAUCUGCAAAUCUGAUGAAAGUCAAAGAAGUAGACUGCAAAGCCCUGUUCGCCGACUCGCGUAUUGAUAUAGAAAAAGCCAAAACUAUAACUCGGGACGUAGGGUUACCUGCUUUAAACGAAACGCACUACAUUAAUUUAACAUCAAACUGUAAACAGUUUCAAACUGAAAGAGGAUAUAUCAUGUCUUCACUGACGAAGGAAGAAGAGGAAUUUCCCCUGGCAUUUUCCAUGCUAGUUUUUAAAGAACCAGAGAUGGUGGAAAGGCUACUAAGAGCCAUAUACAGACCCCAAAAUUACUACUGUAUCCAUGUAGAUCAGAAGGCCACGGAACAUUUUUACAAAACAAUGCAGGCAUUAACAAAGUGUUUUCCUAAUGUGAUUAUCGCUACCAGGCGUAUUGAUGUACAGUGGGGGUGGUUCACCGUGUUAGAGCCAGAGCUGUUGUGCAUGGAGGAGUUGUGGAGGUUCCCAAGGUGGAAGUAUUUCUUUACUUUGACAGGACAGGAGUUUCCGCUCAAGACCAACCAUGAGCUGGUUAAAAUACUCACAGCGUAUGAUGGGGCUAAUGAUUUGGAGGGCACUAUUAAACGGGCAAAUUUUGACAGAUGGCGAUCGCCAGCUCCGUUCGGUAUCCGUCCAAUCAAAGGAUCUGUACAUAUAACUGUUAACAGGGACUUCGUCAACUACAUCCUCCACAACAACACGGCCAAGGUGCUGCUAGAGUGGGUCAAGCGGGACACCUCGUUCCCGGACGAGACCUUCUUCGCUACACUCAACCACAACCCCCAGCUCGGCAUUAGGGGUACCUAUAAAGGAGAACCGGAAACAGAUGAGGAGAAGAAACCUUUUCUGACGAGGUUCAAGAACUGGGGUCAUCUGCCGUGUGCCAGUGGCAACUACGUUCGUGCCAUCUGCAUUCUAUCAUUAGGAGACUUGCCCCAACUUGGUCAAGCUAAACAGUAUUUUGCCAACAAAUUUUACCUGUCCGAGGACAGAGCUGUGAUUGGAUGCCUGGAGGAGAAGAUCUUUAACGAUACUAGAGAUGAAUAUUUGGGUCUGAAAACUUUCGACGUCUCUUAUUAUGCCAGUUUAGAUUUUGUAAAAAAUAAAGUAUAG